AUGGACGCUGAAUGUGGUGGCGGAGCUUGGAAGUGGAGGCCGGCAAAGACGGUGGCCGGAGUGAAGAUGCUGUUGGUAGGUGGUUACAAAGAUGGUGGUGGCUCGGAAAGGCAGAUGUGUGGUGAGAAUAUUCUGUUUGAUGAUAAAGUGACGAUCUUGGAGUUGCUGGAGAGUUCGGAAACGACACCGUCGAUCACGGGGAUGCAAAACAAUGACAACAACCGUACAAUUCGGAGGAGACCAGCCGCCGCCGUUGAGAAAAUACCGGAGUCUGAUUUUAAUGCGGUAAAUGAAGACUCGGAGAAUAUUGAUGAGAUCAUAAAUGGCUGUGGUGGUGUCGUGGAAUCGGAGGAGAGUGAAGAGUUGAUAAAUAACAAGGAGGUGGAUGAUAAAAAAAUCAAAGAGAAUGGAGAGAGUAGUAAAGGGAUGGAGGCAUCCGUCGUGAAAUUCUCUUACCGGCCAUCAGCACCAGCUCACUGGAGAAUUAAAGAGAGUCCUCUCAGCUCUGAUGCCAUCUUCAAACAGGUCUGCCUUGUGUUUGUUUUCUUCAACUACAUUCCUUUGUAUGCAGUGCAUAAAAGAGCAGCCAUGGAUGGUAGAGCUCAGCUGACAGAACCUUGA
Messenger RNA from Fraxinus pennsylvanica, 621 nucleotides. Lineage: Eukaryota; Viridiplantae; Streptophyta; Magnoliopsida; Lamiales; Oleaceae. The record is from the annotation of a GenBank genome assembly.